This is a messenger RNA of Ichthyophthirius multifiliis, 1211 nucleotides long. RefSeq lists its product as hypothetical. The transcript has a single exon. Gene Ontology annotation, biological process: oxidative demethylation. The record is from RefSeq and is a predicted model, not a curated record. Gene Ontology annotation, molecular function: demethylase activity; oxidoreductase activity. Lineage: Eukaryota; Ciliophora; Oligohymenophorea; Hymenostomatida.
AUGGAUACAUCCAUUUUGCAACAUAAAAUCGAAGAACUAGAACUUUCCGAAGCUUUAUUAAAGGACUUAACAAUACCACCUAUCAAAAAUAAAACCGAAAAGCAAAUAAUCACAAAAGAAUACGAGAUCCAAAAGCGUUUAAAACGGAGUAAAGAAGUAAUCUAAUCCCAAGAAAAAAAUCUUGAAAUAUUUUCCGAAAAUCCUACCUCAUAAAUAUUCCUUGUCCAUUUUGGUACAGGCAAUGAAUCUGAUGAUUUCCAAAUCCGCAAAAUAUUCGCUUAAAAACCUUUAAAAAUUAUUCUUUUUCCCGGUUUAAGUUACGCAUAUAUCCGAUUUGAGAACAAAGAAUAAUGCGAGGAGGAAUUAUUAAAAAAGACACAUAAAAUAAUUAAUAAUUAAGGAACAUUUUAUAUUGAAAUUCCCGAAAUUAAAAAAAUCUUCAUCUUUUUAUUCACUACAUUGUCAACUGAAUAAAUCCUAAAUAAUAAACCUAAUGAAAUCCCCAAUUCUCUUAAAUAUAUUGAAAUUCCAGGAAUUUUUUAUUUUCCCAAUUUUAUCACUGAAGAAUAAGAAAAUUACAUUAUUCAAUAAAUAGAUGAAAAACCCUGGAUUAAACUAUCUAAAAGACAAGUUCAGCAUUAUGGCUAUGAAUUUAUAUACGGAUAAAAUACAAUAAAUAAGGAAAAAAAAACAAAUCCAAUUCCUGAUUUUUUAUCAAAUAUGGUUCAACAAUUAAAUGAGUAUAUAAAAAAUAAAUAAAAACCAUUAGACUAGCUUACUAUAAAUGAUUAUAAGCCAGGAAAUGGUAUUUCCUCUCAUGUUGAUGCUCAUAGUCCUUUCGAGGAGUGUAUUGUUGUAGUCUCAUUAGUUUCAGGGGUUGUGAUUACUUUCAAGAGUUACAAAAAUGAAGAAAAAAGCUUGUUUUUGGAAAAUAGGUCAUUACUUAUAAUGAGUGGGGAGGGAAGAUAUGCUUGGACUCAUUGUAUAUCAAGUAGAAAAGUAGAUAGAGUUUAAGAUGAAGUAAUUUUUAGGAAAAGGAGAGUAUCGCUGACUUUUAGAACUAUUAGGUUUGAAAAAUGUUAAUGUUAGUUUAAGUUUUUUUGCGAAGAUUAAGGAUAUGAUCCAGUUGCUAUGAAAAAAGAUAAUCCACUUUUACAAUAGUUUUUGAAAGAAAAUUGAAUUUAUAUGAUGGGUUUUUUUAAUUCUCUUAU